AUGAACGAAGACAUCCGCUACGAAAUCGAAGCCAUAAACUCCAUCUACGGGCCGGACUCGCUCGUACCCGCCCCUACUACGACCACCACCACGAUAGGUACAGGCAAAGACGAAAAUGGCAGCGAGAUCUAUAUCCUUCACAUCCCUUCAUGCUCUCUGAGACUUAGAAUCCAGCUUCCGUUGAGUUAUCCGGCGUCGUCCCCGCCGGCUAUCGUUGGGGUUGAAGGCGUGGGGACUGUCGAGGGGGGGAAGGAUAUGGGGAAGGACAGGUUGGAGGUGGAUGUGUGGCGGGAGGUGCUCGCGCGGGUGUUUCGGCCGGGGGAGGUGUGUUUGUUUGAUUUUGUGGAGGAGGUUGCUAUUCAAAGGGGGGGGGAUGAGGCGGUCCUGAAUAUGGAAGUGGAAGAAGAUGUGGAAGAAGGAGAGGCAGAGGAAGAAGAGGAAGAAGGCAUCGAAGACGAUGCCCCCUUCACGAACCACGAUGUUGCAGACACAGACAGGCAUACGACGGAUCCCAGUCUAGAGAUACCGAUAGGAAUAGGGAUGGGGAUGGAUCUCCCCCCUCCUUGCUGGACGCUCUCCGCCGCCUCCACAGUCCACAAAUCCAUCUUCCUCGCACGCUGCGCUCCCGUCUCCACCGGCUCACCCGCUACCGCCCAGCGGUACCUCGCGCACCUGCUCGCCAGCGACAAGAAGGUCCGGGCUGCGACGCACAACAUCUCUGCGUGGCGCAUCCGUGGCCCGCCGAAUAGCAAGAACAGUAGUAGUAGUCUGGUCACGUACCAAGACUUCGACGACGACGGGGAGACGGCGGCGGGGGCGCGGCUGCUGCACCUGAUGCGGCUGAUGGACGUGUGGGAUGUGAUGGUCGUGGUGACGCGGUGGUAUGGGGGCGUGAAGCUGGGGGGGAAGCGGUUUAGUGUUAUUAAUGCGGUGGCGAGGGAGGCGCUUGUGAAGGGGGGGUUUGGAUCUGGGGGUGUAUCUGGGUCUGGUGUGAUGAUGAAAGAGGAGGGAAAGGAGGUGGGGAGGAGGAAGGGGAAGAGGUGA
Molecule: messenger RNA, 1044 nt
Organism: Drepanopeziza brunnea f. sp. 'multigermtubi' MB_m1
Lineage: Eukaryota; Fungi; Ascomycota; Leotiomycetes; Helotiales; Drepanopezizaceae
Biological process (GO): GCN2-mediated signaling; regulation of translational initiation
Cellular component (GO): cytoplasm
Molecular function (GO): protein binding
Source: RefSeq, a predicted model, not a curated record